This is a messenger RNA of Leptomonas pyrrhocoris, 821 nucleotides long. RefSeq lists its product as hypothetical. NCBI's taxonomy places the organism in Eukaryota, Euglenozoa, Kinetoplastea, Trypanosomatida, Trypanosomatidae. The transcript has a single exon. The coding region runs from base 114 to 821 and encodes 235 amino acids. The record is from RefSeq and is a predicted model, not a curated record.
GGUAAUCCUGUGCCUGAAGGAUUCUCUUUUUCUGUUAUUGUUUGCUUCUGUUUUGUUGCUCCUUUCACUUCUGUUUUACUUUGACCAAGACUGAUAAGACACCUUGUGGAACCAUGACAACUGACAUGGAAUUUCAGACGGUGGAGGUGCGUCUUCCACACGAUCGAAAUGUGCACGUCGUGUGCGAGUCGGAGGAGCACGCUUUCUUUGGACAGACGAAGCAGACAUUCAAUUUUGACCUGCCACCGAAUGCGUCCGUGGACGUGGUGCGGGAACUGGUAGCCGACAAACUAUCGGUUGCGCCUGCUUCUGUGCAUCUUCAGCUGCUUGUGCGCGAGAGCAACGAGUACGAAACGGUGACGUGUGGCAACAUCGCCGAGGCCAUCUUCGCCUCGAAUCCUGAGAGUAACACACUUUCCGUCGUGUACUCGACAGAGAGCCGGUACGGCUGCUUCUACUUGUGCUGCGCGGCGUUGUGUGCGGCAUGCUGCGCGGCAGGCUAUGCAGCCGGAAGCUCUGCUGAGAAGAAGAAUCAGCGUCGGCGACCCCCACCCCGGCCCCGGCCCUCGCAAAAUAAGCCUUCACAGCCAUAUGGAAAUCAGGCAGACACUCAAGUCCAAUAUCCACAGGCGACGCCUGCAAAUCAAUACUACCAAAAUUCGAACGCACAGCCACCGCAAACAUAUGCGUAUGGGUCGCCUGUGCAAUAUACAGCUCCACCGCAACAAGGCACGUACCAGGCAGCGCCGCCGAACGGCUACGGUUCUCCGCCGCCGCCGCCCCAGAAUCCUGGCGGAAAGCAAGCCCCAGUUCCGCUGUAA